AUGAUAGUUAAGCAAAUAGCUCAUGAGUAUAAACUUUCCUUCAUAGCACUCUUGGAAACUAAAGUUGCUAGCAAUAAAAUGCAAAUCAUUGCUAAGAAAAUGACUAGAGACUGGGACUGGAUUUCAAACUCUCAGCAUACAAAUAGAGGUAGAAUCUGGAUUCUUUGGGAUGGUGAUGUUUUAUCUGUUCAAUGCAUUUCCUCAUCUGAGCAAUAUAUGACAUGCAGUGUCUCUUCUAAGGAUGACAAGUUAUCCUAUAUUGCUACUAUUGUUUAUGCUCUAAAUGAUCAAAUAGGCAGGAAAAAUCUAUGGCAUGAUCUAUCAGUGUUCAAGCAGAAUGUUAACUGUCCAUGGAUUAUAGGUGGAGAUUUUAAUGCCAUCAUAUGUAAUGAGGAGAAAUUGGGUGGAUCUCAAGUACCUGAAUCUGAAACUGAAGACUUUCAAAAAUUUAUUGAACUGAAUCAGCUGCAUCAUCUUAAAGCAACUGAGUGUUUUUUCACUUGGUGUAACAAACAGGAUGCUAAUUCCAGAAUUUGGAGCAGAUUGGAUAGGGUUUUGGUAAAUGAGGAGUGGAUCCUUAAAUAUACACCUAGUCAAGUUGAUUUUUUAGUACCAAACUUUUCUGACCAUUCUCCAGCUUUGGUGAUAAUUCAUGAUGAUGAAAUAUGUGAAGGAAAGAAACCAUUCAAAUUUUUCUCCAUGUGGAUUAAGCAUCCUGAUUUCUAUGCAAAGGUCAAGUCUGUUUGGGAACAAAACUUCAGGGGCUAUUAUAUGUAUAAGCUGGUCAUGAAGCUGAAAAAUCUCAAACCAGUUUUGAAAGAAUUGAAUAAAAGGCAUUUUAUGAAUAUCAGUGAGCAGUUUAUAAGAGCCAAAGGGGAGCUAACUAAAAUUCAGCAGCACUUAGCUAAUGAUCCCUUCAAUUCUGAUCUGAUAAUUAAAGAGAAAAAAAUGUCUAAGUGCUUAUACCGGGGUGGUUGA
Messenger RNA from Asparagus officinalis (garden asparagus), 978 nucleotides. RefSeq lists its product as uncharacterized. Gene Ontology annotation, molecular function: catalytic activity. Lineage: Eukaryota; Viridiplantae; Streptophyta; Magnoliopsida; Asparagales; Asparagaceae. The transcript has a single exon. The record is from RefSeq and is a predicted model, not a curated record. The coding region runs from base 1 to 978 and encodes 325 amino acids.